Messenger RNA from Chionomys nivalis (European snow vole), 5264 nucleotides. RefSeq names its product sarcospan (gene Sspn). The record is from RefSeq and is a predicted model, not a curated record. The transcript has 3 exons. The coding region runs from base 64 to 714 and encodes 216 amino acids. NCBI's taxonomy places the organism in Eukaryota, Metazoa, Chordata, Mammalia, Rodentia, Cricetidae. Gene Ontology annotation, cellular component: dystrophin-associated glycoprotein complex; sarcolemma.
UGUCGACCAGGCAGGCCCAGCCGCCGCCCAGGCGCAGCCACCGCAGCCACCACCUACCGGAACAUGGGGCGCAAGGCGAGCCCCGGGGCGCAGGAGCGCGUGGACGAGGAGGCGCGGACCUGCUGCGGCUGCCGCUUCCCGCUGCUGCUGGCGCUGCUGCAGCUGGCUUUGGGCAUCGCGGUGACCGUGCUGGGCUUCCUCAUGGCGAGCAUCAGCCCCUCCCUGCUAGUCAGAGACACUCCGUUCUGGGCUGGGAUCAUUGUCUGCGUGGUGGCCUACCUUGGACUGUUCAUGCUCUGUGUUUCAUACCAAGUUGAUGAGAGGACAUGUGUCCAGUUUUCUAUGAAAGUGCUCUACUUCCUGCUGAGCGCCCUGGGCCUGGUGGUCUGCACGCUGGCGGUGGCCUUUGCCGCCCACCACUGCUCCCUGCUUGCCCAGUUUACCUGUGAGAGCUCUCUGGAUUCUUGCCUGUGCAAACUGCCUUCCUCGGAGCCUCUCAGCAGGACCUUUGUGUACCGGGAUGUGGCCGACUGUACCAGCAUCACGGGCACUUUCAAACUGUUCCUAAUCCUCCAGAUGGUCCUCAACCCGCUCUGUGGCCUUGUGUGCUUGCUGGCUUGCUUUGUGAUGUGGAAACACAGGUACCAGGUCUUUUAUGUGGGUGUUAGGCUGCGCUCCCUGAUGGCUUCUGAUGCUCAACCACAAAAGGCCUAAGAGCUUGGCUCAGGGGUAGAGAGGCAGAAACGGAACCCUGACUGGCCAAGGUGAAAAAAAUGCAAUUUUCUAAAGGCAAACUUUUGAAAACAAAUUAUUCAUUCUCUAAGGGAAUAUUUUUAGAUUUUUUUCAGAAAACAAAAGAACUUUUUUUAGAUCUCUUUGGUGCACUUUAAAAUGUUCUUGUGAGGACAGGGUGGAGAGAUGGCUCACAGGUCCUCCUGAGAGGACCUAAGUUCAAGUUCAGUUUCAGAACCCAAGUUGGGUGGCUCACACCUCCCUGUACCUCCAGUUCUGUGGGCAUGGGGUACCCCAUACACAUACAAACACAUGCCCAUAAUUUUUAAAAAAGACUUAUUUUUUUAAAGUUUUUUUAUGAGAAACAAGAUUCAGAAUGAUUCAACAAACCCUGAAAGGAAUAGAAUUGACAGAGGAGGGCGGAGCUACCGGGAUCUCGUGCUGCCCUGGGGGCUUCCUCCUCCCGUGCCGCCCUAGGGGGCUUCCUCCUCCCGUGCUGCCCUCGGGGGCCAGGGGCUUCCUCCUCCCGUGCUGCUCUUGGGGGCCGGGGGGCUUCCUCCUCAGUCUUUCAUCCCUGACUUUCAGCCUCCUUUCCUGUCUGUCCAGUGUGAAGUGUGAACUGGUGUGUAAGGCCGCUUCCUAGACCAUAGAUUCUUCUAGUUCCUUCUACCACUUGCCAUUAUUCACGUGGUAUCUCCGAGAACGGUAGAGGUCUGGGGGAAGACGAAUCUCUGUGCUUUUAUUUUUCACAGCAGAGAUGUCCUUAAGGAUUGAAAUAGCUUUCUUUCUUUCUUUCUUUUUUUCUUUCUUUCUUUCUUUCUUUCUUUCUUUCUUUCUUUCUUUCUUUCUUUCUUUCUUUCUUUUAAGUAGAACAGGAAGGCUGAGUAAAUUAUAAACACCUGGGCUGAGGGGCAGCCUUCUGGCUGCCUUAGCUCUGCCCCGUGAGUGGGCCGCAGCCUCCAUGACCGUCAUCUGCAGCCUCGCUCCGUGACUGUCUACGGCCCCCAUGAUUGUCCACUUCACCUAAUUGAAAGGUGGCUCCUUUGCAUUCUUAACGACGUAGAAAGUUUAAAAAUAAUUAUAUUAUGCCUGUAGUCUGUCAUCUAAAACAAAUCAUUAAGACUAAUUUCCAGCUAAUUGUUCACUGUAAUUGGGCUCAGAAGUCUGUUUAAUGAGCCCUGGCUGUACUUAGGCAGCGCUGUUGGUGUUAAGAAAAAUUACAGCCACAAGGGAAGAUGUCGGAAGAUGCACUUUCCUGGAAGCCGACCACUGCAGAAAAGAACUUGUGAUUUACAACGUUCUGGGAGAAAAAAGCAAGAGCAUUUGUCAUAGGAAGCACACUAUUAGCGCAGUGGUGAUGUGUUGGAAAGUGUCUCCUUUGACAACCAAGCACCUUUGAUGGUGAUUGGGUAGCACUGGUGAGUGCUCUCAUAAGCUUGGCCUUCCUAUGCUGACUUUCACAGUGGACCUGGACACAAAUGUCUCGAAGUCGUUAUUUGGCAAUGUGUCCAUGUUAGAGGGUCGACUCAGUGUCAUUAGACACAGGUACUUUGUUGGGAUGGACUUUGCUGCGCUGUUGUCGUUACUAAAUUCAGAAGAGCCUUGAGGAAGGGCUCACCUGGGUAAAACCCACUAUGAAUGUCUCUCUUAGUUGAUAUCUCUAAGUUCUGGGCCAUAGUGCAGCCAAGUUUGCUCUCCAGCUUCUUGUUCAUAUACUUUGCUAGUCAGAACAUUUGCCUUAAAGGGAACAUACGUCCUCCUUUGCCCUUGAGAGUCGGUGGAGAGUUCAUGGCGGUGACAAUGGAGUCAGUCCUGUGUGACACAUCCAACUAACGGAAAGAGUUAGGCUAGUCAGCUGGGGGAUUGACUCUGUAGUUUUCUCCGGGAACACUCCUUAUGGUCUGACUUGCUUUGAGUCUGCCCUUCUCGCCUGCUGGCUCAGGUCAGGAAGGCCCAUCUGAGAGGAGAGUGGGUAAAAUCCCACCAGAGGUCUGAUCUCAACGUUACAUGAGCACAGCACUAACCCUCCAGAUACUGACCUGAAAACCCUUCCGUCUUUGUUAAGAACAACCAACUCUGCCUGGGGAGAUAGCUUGGUUUGCCAAGUGCUUGCCACCCCAGUGAGAACUGGUCCUUAGACCCAGCUAAAAAGGCCAGGCCUAGAGACAUGUGCUUGUAAUCCCCGGACAGGUAGAGACAGGUAGAUCACCAGGACUCCUGGACCAGCCAGCUUUUGUUUAAUGAUUGAAUUCUGGGUCCCGGGUAAGAGUUUGUCUCAAGAAACAGAAACAAAGAAACCAAAGUGGGCAGCUGACCUCUGGCCUCCACAUGUAUCACACACACGGUUGCACCUACGCACAUGUAAAGAAUAACUGAAUUCACAUUGACUGUGGUAGUUUUCUAUAGAAAUAGUGAAAUGAUUGGGAAUCUGGGAUCUCACAGGCCGUCCUUUCAGAACGAGGCUGCAGUCAUGUCGGCUUCUGUGCGCGGGGCACACAGGACACCUUUCACAGCUUCGACCAGCAAACCCAACAGGGUUUUUGUUUGUUUGUUUGUUCAUUUGUUUGUGUUUAAUGAGAAAAUUAAGAUCCCCACACAGUUAGGUUGCUCUAUACUUUACAAACGACUCACGGGGCAUUUUAAAGGGUAGAAUAAUUUUAGCCUGCAGGUUUCUCCUUUUCUUACAGUCAGGAGUAGGCAUGGUUCAAGUUUAUAAUAUUUUGUCUGCAUAGAAUGGGGAUUUUGCUAUGAUAUGAUCACAUUAUUCUUUACUCCCCAAAGAGGGGGGAACGUUGUACGUGCAUAGAAGGAGCAAAAGCAAAUGAAUGGAUCCCUUUGCUAAAGCGCAGUGGUACGUCUAAGAAUUGCGUUGCAUGAAUAAUAAACGGCUUUGGGCUGGAUUUGCAGUAUUUUGACAUUGUUUUGCAAAUAUUGAAGCUGCAGGAAGGGCAACAGAGAAGGAGCAGGCACACAGCUUCUCACUUAGCAAAAUGUUACACUUCCAAUCUGUCAAGGAGCCAGGAUGGUGACUGUGCCUUCCAAACCCUAAAACAGCAAGGUUUGCACAGCCCCCUCCACAAGCCUCCUUCAGGAGAAUAAAACGAAUCAAGAUUUUGCAAAGAAGAGAAACGGCCAGGACUUGGCAGCACUUGGAACACGACAGUCUGCAUGUACAGACUAACCGAGCCCACUCAACGGAUCUGUGUCUUGGUGUGACCAUCAUCUGUAGCUCCCAAGCUCCGUCCAAACUGGUGUAGGCUGCACUUGGAGCCAUGCCUGAGCCGUAGCUACUCUAAAGCCCUAGAAACGGCAGUCAAGUAGAGGCCUCACGUUCCUUUUUUGGAUGGAGAACUUAGAUGUCCUCUUGUGAGUGCCUUCCAGUGUGUUCCCGCAGCGAAUGCCGUUUUCUAUCCAUGUCCAACGCGAUCUCCGGAUUCUCUUCUGCUCCCUUCUACGUGCAGUGUACGGUACACGAUGAGAUUGCUGUAGAGACUGGAUCAACGCUCGGGGGCGUGGGGGGCAGGAAUUGGGGGGCAGUUGUGGAGCGAUCACCCAAAGACGACCAGAAAUGGACUUGAAAGCCGCCCGCCAUUUGCAGACGUGAACUGGGACCUGGUACUUGAUGGCGACCGUCUCUGACUUCUUGCUCCGUGAUCGCAUUUGUAUACACAUGCCACUGGAUUUUCCUCUGGUUAAAAACCCAUAGUGUGCUUAGCAGUGCAGUGUAAGCUCUGUCUGUGUGACGACCAGAUGCUUGGUGGUGAAGCCACCGAAAUGAGUUCACAUCUUCUGAUUUUCUUAUCUCACAUGGGUCUGAGUGUUUUGGUGCUGGGGUUUCCUUCCCUGGCCUUGAGCAACCCAAGAGUAGAAGAUGAAGUGUUUCUAUACAUUUGUUUUUAAAGGGGGUGCAUGUGUUUCCUUUAUUAAUAAACUGUUCAUAAUCCACAAAGACACGGUGUUGAGUGUGUUUUAGGGUGACCAUGUGGGACAUGUGAGCUGGUGUGUGUGAAAUUGUUUGUGUUUGCUUCGGAGACCUGGCUUAGAAACUGGAGAUCAUUGUGUUAAACAAAAUAAGGCAGGUUCAGAAAAAUUAAUACUGCCUCUGUGUGUGUGUGUGUGUGUGUGUGUGUAGCCCAAUAAAGUUCAAAGAGGACUGUAAUGGAGGAAGAAGAGAUCUUUUUUUUAAACAUCAAUAAUAAUAAACAACUUUUUAAUUUUAUUAGAGUGGUAUGCUUGAACACUAUGAACGAUCAAGCGUUGAUAAGCAUAUUUCUGCAAACAGCCAAUUUCGUACCCCUUGCCCCUCCCAUUUACUAAGAGAACAAUUUCUUCCUUUUUUUUUUAAAGCUGUUUUCACUGGUUAUGUCCUCUUGUUUAGUUUUGAAGCUUGGGCUAUCUGAGGGGCCUCUGGCAAUAGGACCAGGAUCUAUCCCUGGUACAAGAGUUAGCUUGUUAGAGCCCAUUUCCUAGGAGGGGGAUGCCAUACUGAGACUUAAUGCAGAGGGGAAGCGCUUGGCCCUGCCCCUAAUUAA